GAAAUUCGUGUAAAGUCAUAGCUAAGUGUAUUUCCCAAGGACAGGACGGGAUACCAACCGACGACCUUACAGUUGCGAGUCCGAGAGCCUAACCACAAGGGGGGGGGGGGGAUCUUUGAAUUAUGAACCUAUCUAAUUAAAUUACGGGGUAGGUGGACAGAGCAACUACCGCCCAGUUCAGCAGCCAACAUGUCUUUUGACAAUGGUUGGAAGAGAUACAAUAUUAUGUUCUUCUUUCAACCAUACGAAUGGUUUUUGUCUUCUUCCAGCUCUAGUCGUCAUUAUCAACUGCCAGAUCUGUGACAAACACUGUUUAUCAAUAUUUAAAAAAAUAAUACAUGUACAUGUAUCAUGGCUCUCCAUUCUUUUCUUUGCGAGGGUGUUCUAAAACAUACAUUAGCCUGAUCUUUUUCCGUCACCUAUCUGUUAUGGCUCUCCAAUUAGGUUGCUCGGAGUUCACCAAAUGAGAUUCGAACAAACCAAUAAGAACCUCGACCUUUUACAUCUAGGUAUAUCUGUCACUGUUAUCUCUGUUCAAUGCAGAGACUAGAACCAACAGGCGAGACUACUGUGCCUUAUCUGAAACAAUCGCUCAUUACAUCACGCCGUCAAAGGCAGUACCGUAAAUACGCGUUGGAAGAGGCAGUAAUUUCGUCAUUCAGCAAUAUUAUAAGUGCUACCAAUACAAGUUUAUCAACAUAAACUUACUUCAAAAGCUUAAACAUAAACUUGAACGAAUGGAUGAUGUGGGGAAGACUAGGACAUUAUAAUUUGUUGUUGGUAAUGGUGAUAUUUUGUUUGUUUGUUUUAGUCUUGAACUUGAAGCAAAGAAAUGACAGGAUCGCCGAUGUCUGUUGCAGAUCUAGUGUUCGACGAUGCUGAUACUAGUGAUACAUACAGAAUUUCAAGUGUAUACAGUAAUGGCUUCGGCCUUUGCAGUAGUUUACAUGUUAGGUACGCCCACCUAUGUAACUGCCUCAGACCUAACAUUCCGCAUGGGAGAUUGAGAGUCCUGUACCCAGUUUCUGUCUGAAUACUGAGACUCACCUAUUUACAUAUUCGAAGAUUUGUACAAGUGCAAGACAAAGGAUACCACCAUGAUGUAUCUGAUGGAAGUUUUCCUCAUACUAAGCACGGCUCUGAUUAUGACAUCAGCUGUUGGGCCCUUGUGUUUUGAAUGUGUGGGCGUGGAGAAUCCUUACGAGUGUAAAAAUAUAGUUCGAUGCAAAGAGAACCAAAUGUGUUUUUCCACGAGGUACAUUGACUAUCACAACGGGAAGGAGUUCUGGGACCUGAGCUGUAAAACGGCGUCUUUCUGUAUCGCUGUAGGGAUUCACACAGGGCGCCGUCGUCGAGACUCUGACUCUGACAAUUGGGCUGCACAAAGGAUUAUAAGUACCCAGCAUGCUCAAGAUGAGGCGUUUCAACGACACUCUAGAGAGAUUAAUGACCACCUUGCUCUCUGCUCCUCAUGCUGUCCCGGUGAUCACUGCAAUACCAACGUGUGUCUUACAGGCGUGAUCAAACCACCGAAAGGUCUUUCUUGCUACUCUUGUCAGGACGUCAAGGACCCGGCUGACUGCAGACUUGUUGAAAAUUGCAAGUUAGGGGAGAGCUGUGCUGUAUGGACAACGCCAAACGGCCUGCUAAGUCUGGGGUGUAAAUCCAGCAGUGUGUGUACUGUGGAAGGUAAUCAGAUUUUCUACGGGAAACGAGCUCUUGGCGUAAACGCAUUUUCUUCACAGCCUUCUCAAACACCGGCAGCUGUUACGGGUAAUAGAGGCGUGCGUGCAUCUCGCUAUGAAAUGCCGAGAACAUACGUAACACCGUUUCCCAGCAUGAACUUACUGCAAAAGUUCGGUGCCGGUAACUUCCAGCUUAGCGCAGUCGAGCAAGGCUCUGAUGUUUAUGACGUCUCCGGAUUCCAUAGACGAUCGGUGAGCUCAGGAUGUCGUGCUUGCUGUGACAGCAACUUCUGCGCCCAGCGUUACUGCUCGCGCGUCACGUCGUUACCCCAGGGCGUGGUCACCGUCACAGCGCCGCCUACUACGACGCCAACGACAACAACAACCACUACCACCACGACAACAACAGCUGCCCCCACCACCACCACAACAACAGCCGCCCCCACCACUACCACAACAACAACCACUACCACCACAACACCGAAACCAUUGUCCGUGAACAUCGACCCUGUCUCUCAGAACGUCACUGAGGGCGACAAUACGGCUGUCACUUGCCUCGUUCGUGGACAGCCGCCAAUACACGUCACCAUCGAGAAGAAAAAUUCCGGAACAUCUCCGACUGUCUUCUGUGAUGAGCAAAUAUUGGUAGAUCGGAAAAAUAUUUCAUGCAGAUUAUCUCAGGUGCCGUUAUCACUUUCAGGAAGUAUGCAGUGCAAGGCAACUAAUGCGUUUGAGAGUACUUUUUCAACAGCUCAGCUGUUUGUCAAAGAACGUAUAAUUCCUUUCUCAGUGACACAGAAACCGACGGAUACGGACUUGACUCCUGGUAUUACCACAGAAAUCUUCUGCGGUGUCCGCGGCAAACCGACUGCCCAUUACACAUGGCUGAGGAACGUGUCCGGAGUUCUUAACAAAGUGGUCAACGGCAGUGCAGUGUCCAGUUACUACGACACACGUACUGAUGCAGCAGUACUGGCAGUCACUGGAAAAAGCUCGGCCGCUGAUGGCGUCUAUACGUGCAGAGCUAAGAACACGCACGAGACUAUGGAUUUCAUGUUCACGCUAAAAACACUGACUGAUGUGGCAGUAGUUUCUCAUACCCCUAGUAGCAUUACAAUAGGGGCACCGCCUUCUCAAACUGAAGUAACCGUAUCUUGCGUUUUUCAUAGCUAUCCUUCCCCGUCAGUGGAGUGGACCUAUAAAACAGAGCGCGGUUUAGUUGCUAAAUUGCCUAAACAAAACUUCAGCGCUUCGUCAACUGGAGACAAGACAGAAAGUCAGCUGACCAUCAAAGUGGACUUUAUCAAAAAGAACGCUCUGUCGGGAGUCACGUGUUUUGGGGACAACGGGUACGGGAAGGUGAAUGCGUCAACUUCCAUAACAAUUCAAAUGCCCGCCAAGAUCACCACACCUGCUCAGAACUAUACAGUCCAACAUGGACACAGCCUAGCAAUCAACUGCGAUGUGACAGGAAACCCUCAGCCAGUGAUCAAUUGGCAAUUUCUUGACGAGUACGGAUUGCCGUCAGUAUUGCCAAACAUUCGUUUGGAAAACCAAGCAAGGAGACUAAUUGCUGAUAAAGUAAGUUUCCCAGGGACGAUUAUCUGCAUGGCAUCUAAUUCACUUGGAACAGAUGAAGCCAGCUUCGGAAUUAAAGUUAUAUGAUACAUGUGUGGAAAAAAGUACGUGCGCGCAUUAUAGACUUGAAUCAUGGUAUUCUAGACCAUGCAAUGAAAAACUGCAGCUCUUAGUCUUUGCUUUCUCUAAAACUUUAGCUGCGAAAUAUGAGCACCGUGGGCGUCCAAAGAAGGGCAAAAACACCACUCUCACUAUAGCUUAAGUGGAGUGCGCACAUCACCACCCCCACCCCUUCCCCCUUUUCCCACGUCCUUCAAAUAGAGUCAAAUGGUGUGCUCUAUUAUAAAAUUAUAAACUGGAAUUACGUCAGUGUGCAGAUCUAGGAUAUUAAAAGACAAAAGUCUAUGGCACGCAACAAGACAACUUCGCCCCUCCACCCUUCCCUGAAUUGACCCAUUCGCUGCUUCAGAUAAUGGGUAGUUGACGUCAUAACUAGUCAUUACCCUGAAACCUAAUUCAUCGUACUUGUCAUCAUGUCUUCUGUCAAACACUGUCCUCUCAACAACAAAAAUUUUCAAAUAAUAAAAAAAAAAAGAAGAAAAAUACUGUACAGUUUGUUAUGUUGCUCUUGAUAAGAAAUAAAGAGUCGUAACGGGGCAGACUGGCCAAAUGUUUCAUUCCGCUCAUCUCAGUACAUGUACUUAAAUCUAUAAAGAUGAGUCUGCUAGUAAAGCACAUAAAUGUUUAAUGGAUCACUGUCCUAUCUUUUCCCCACACAAUUGUUAACGGUUUGUUUACACAGG
This is a messenger RNA of Aplysia californica (California sea hare), 4066 nucleotides long. Its product is annotated as mucin-5AC-like. Lineage: Eukaryota; Metazoa; Mollusca; Gastropoda; Aplysiida; Aplysiidae. The transcript has a single exon. The coding region runs from base 1098 to 3350 and encodes 750 amino acids. The record is from RefSeq and is a predicted model, not a curated record.